This is a messenger RNA of Ceraceosorus guamensis, 1398 nucleotides long. Its product is annotated as concanavalin A-like lectin/glucanase. The transcript is spliced from 2 exons. Bases 140 to 1177 code for a protein of 345 amino acids. Gene Ontology annotation, molecular function: hydrolase activity, hydrolyzing O-glycosyl compounds; glycosyltransferase activity; chitin binding. Gene Ontology annotation, biological process: carbohydrate metabolic process; fungal-type cell wall organization. Gene Ontology annotation, cellular component: fungal-type cell wall. The record is from RefSeq and is a predicted model, not a curated record. Lineage: Eukaryota; Fungi; Basidiomycota; Exobasidiomycetes; Ceraceosorales; Ceraceosoraceae.
CUUCGCUUCUUCUGGCCCGUUCUUCGAUUGUCGUUUGCUUCCUCUUCACUCUGCUUUCCAAAGCAGCUUCCGCCAAGCUCGGAUACCAUUUCCAGGAAAUUAGUCCGACACGACUGCUCCGGCUUCGUUUGUCUUCAUCAUGCUUGCUCGAAGUGCAGCUUUCUCUUGCUUCGUUGCUGUCACGCUGCUCGCGCUGCUCGGCGGCACCGAGGCCGCGCACUCUGAUGGUUCUUGCGACGCAAGUUCCAAGUGCCCAUCUUCAACUCCAUGCUGCUCAUCUUCUGGUUACUGCGGCACUAGCGCAGAAUUCUGUCUGGCAGGAUGCGAUCCGAGGUCAUCCUUCUCUCCUUCCUCGUGCAGGGCCUUGCCUCGAUGCAAGCCGCUCUCCAUCACGUUCACCAAUAAAGCCAACCCUACCGUCGAGCUCGCUUCAUACAACGGCGACUCGAGCAAAGCUCCUUUGACCAUCGACAGCGGAGCCGUGCGGACCAGCAAGAGCGGGCUUUACGCUACGGUGGCACAGAAGGGCAAGGCCAAAGCAGGUACAACUCUCAGCACUACCGAGUACAUUCAGUAUGGAAGAGUCACUGCUACUCUGAGACAUGCCAAUAACAAAGGCAUUGUCGGCGCCUUCAUCCUCAUGAGUCCAACAGCGGAUGAGAUCGACUUUGAGAUCACCGGUGGUCAGUCUCGUCAAGUGCAGCUCAACAUGUUCGCCCAAGGCAAGGCUUUUAGUGGAGGUGACAGCAACAGCGCAACGAUCACUCAAGGACCAGAAUUUGACACGGCCGACUGGCAUGCAUACACUUUGGACUGGUCGCCUACGCGUAUCAUCUACUCUAUCGAUGGCGUCGAAGUUCGUACACUGAAGCGAUCCUCCUUUAAGAGCAAGAAAGAUGGCUACUACAAGUAUCCUGCCACACCGAUGAGAGCUCAAGUGUCGGUCUGGGACGCCAGUGACAUGGCCAAGGGCACCGUGGAGUGGGCCGGUGGUAGGGCCGACUACUCCAAGGCAGACUCGCACGGAACUUUCACCACUCAGAUCAGAUCGCUCACUGUAGAGUGCCACGAUCCAGAGUCUCUUGGUGCUGGCAGCGCUUACGGUUUCAGCAAGAGCAUCGAUGCCAAGUCGGGCGAGCUCAAGGUGGUUGCAACUAGCCGAAAGACGACCAUCUAGCCCACAGUCUGUAGUCUGGCACAGACACUUGCUUUGGCGAAGGCCGGACAAACCCUGUCGCCCUUUUGAUGAGCGGGACCGCCACCGUCUUCUCUAUGUCAGCCGGAUUACUGGAAAUAGCUCUUUGCAUGAUCCCUCGCCUACCAGCCCUGCAUCGUAAAUUCGCUUCAGUCCCUGUUGUAAAGAUGCACGCAAUGUCACCAAUCUGUCACUCAAAUCAA